AUGCCCAUCUCGCCAUUCCCACAAAUGCAUGGGGAGCAAAAGGCGGAAGCCGAAAAUGGAGAGCGUGUGGACGUGUCGGUGCGAUCGAAGAGCCCUAUUGGGAGAAUACGGUCUCCUCCCAACAUUGCGCCGGAGGCGGUUGGGGUUUCGAUAACGCAGUUCCUCCUCGGUGUCUGGCUGUGGAUUACAGGACAGCAAGUGGGGUCCCUGUCGUGUACUGGGCUUGGGUACUGGAUCGUAUUUGAUGCGCUUGGGGUCGUCCUAGCACACGUUCUUCCAGGAUACCUUGCCAGGCCGUCGACAACAGCGGAGAUUCGCAGGCCAUUUGGAAACGCGCGCGUAGAAACAGUGGCCAUGUUCGCUCAGUCAGUCUACUUGCUAUUUGCCUCGGUUUACGUGUGCAAAGAGACUGUUGAGCACAUCCUUCUUUCGUCCGGCGAGGGACAUCAUCACCAUCAUGGCGACGAGGUAGCAGAAUUCUUCGGCAUUGAAUUUCCUACUGUACUGCUAGCUAUUACAUUCUUUUCAUUAUCCUUGACUACUAUCGCAUACAAUAAUCACUCCAAGUUCGUCAGCACGGCGGGCAACCACAUCCCUCCUUGGAUAUCCCUGCUACCAUCUCGCUAUCGAUACUUCGUGGUAUCAUACACGUAUCCACCCCGUUUAGUCAACCUCCUUUCCAAUCCGUAUGCACUCACGCCCAUUAUUCUCUCCCUGACCCUCCUGUUCGGACCGGGAUUCAUCCCAACAUACCAGCAUCGUUAUUUCGACCUGAUGCUCGCAGGUGUCGAGACCGUGGUGACUUUCAGCCUAGCAUACACCGCAGCCGUUGCCUUUGGAGCAACGCUCUUGCAAACGUCGCCUGCAAGAGGCCUUGCGGGCGGGAGGAUGGAAGCGUUCCUUCGAGCCAUGCGAGAGAUCGAGCGCCAUCCUCAAGUCCUGCACCUGCCUGCUCCACAUAUAUGGCAGCUUACGCCUAACCUUACGCUCCCUCAAGAUCAGUACACUUACACGCAUAAUGCACCCGUGGUCGAGAGUAAGACGCAGGGCCCCGCGCAAUCGCUCGUCGUGACGCUGGAGCUGCACGUGAGAGGAGAUCUGGAGGACGAGGAGGUCCUGCGCCUGACGAGGUGGGCAUGGGAGCGGUGCUCUCAUGCGCUGCACUUCGGGUCGAGAGGUGGAGAGGGCGGGGAGGCAGAAGCCGAGAUCACCGUGGGCGUUGUGCGGGACUGA
Fibroporia radiculosa is the source of this 1233-nucleotide messenger RNA. RefSeq lists its product as uncharacterized. Lineage: Eukaryota; Fungi; Basidiomycota; Agaricomycetes; Polyporales; Fibroporiaceae. Bases 1 to 1233 code for a protein of 410 amino acids. The transcript is spliced from 6 exons. The record is from RefSeq and is a predicted model, not a curated record.